AGCCAAUCUGAUUCAAGAAGAGGCAUAAUCAGUUUUCGUCAGCGAGCCUUCUGUCCACAUAAUGGUUUGGCCAAUCCUGCCACUUGUGAUUGAAGGAUGGAUCUGGCCAUCUCUUGGUUCAUCUGUCGUUAUUGGUUGUGCACGGAGGUCCUUCCUGAGUGGGUUGGGCUUCUUCCUGUCGACAGGUCUGGUCUGCAGUUUGCGGCAAGCAAUUCGUGGUCCAGCCACAAAGCCAGCUGGAACUUGUAGCCGGGAGGAGUUUAAGAGUCGAGUAGCCCAGACGGAAAAGGAGGCCAGGAAGCCUGGGCCUCUCCGCAUGUUCAAAGCAACUGCUUCGAAUACAUUUCGGCCGCAGCAGAUUUCGCAACGCGAACAGAGUUCAGCUCGUCUAGACUUGAGCAAGUUCAAUCACGUUUUAGAAGUGAAUGUUCAGGAACUUUGGUGUGACAUCGAAGCUUCAGCAACGUUUGAAACGUUUGUAGACGGAACUCUUUCCCAUGGCGUUGCACCACUGGUAGUACCUGAAUUGCGUACAAUCACCGUUGGUGGAGCAAUAGUUGGUAUCGGCAUUGAAUCAUCAUCGUUCAAGCAUGGUUUCUUCCAUGAUGGCUUAAUUGAAGCAGACAUCUUGUUGGCCUCUGGGAACGUUGUCACGGUGUCACCAGACAACGAGCAUGCUGAAUUGUUCAAAGCAAUACCGAACUCUCUGGGGUCAUUUGGUUAUCUUCUACGAUUGCGUAUGAGAGUGCAGCUUUCAAAGCCAUUAGUGAGAAUCCAAAAGAAAUUCUACGGAAGCCCAGACGACUUCAUAAAUGGCCUGGCGAAGGAAAGCAAGGUAGCUGAUAAUGACUACGUCGAUGGCGUCGCAUUCAGUGAAAAAGGUGGUAUGGUCAUAACAGGAAGAUUUGUGGCGACAGUUCCGGACGGAUCUCAGGUCCAGAAUUACGGACUUUGGCCUCAAUUCUAUCCAACCUUGCUGCAUGAGGGUGCCGAAUACUUGAGCACUCUGGACUAUCUAUGGCGAUGGGAUGCAGAUUGGUUCUGGGUGACCCAGAUUUUUCCUGGAUUGGGCUGGCGCUUUGUCCGCUAUCUAUGCGGCUCGACGAUGUUGCGAUCAGACGUGUACAAGAUCUUCAAUGACUUUAUGAUUAGCACGAUCAUUGGCCCGUUGAAGUUGAACAAGAACGAAGAGCUGAUCAUCCAGGACAUCGAUAUUCCAGUCGAAACUUCUGCCAAAUGGAUACGCGAAUUCUUGCGAGUUGUUCCUUCAGUUAGGAUCGGCAAAAUUAAGCUUACGCUUCCGGGUGACAAAACACCUUCCGUUCCUAUUUGGGUUUGCCCUGUCAAAGGAACCGCAGCGCCACUCAUGCCUCAAGACACCAACAAGCUCUACAUGAACUUUGGCUUCUGGGAUGCAUUAGAAGGCCCAGAGACAAAAGGCGGCAUGUCAAAAGGCACAAUCAAUCGUGCUCUGGAGAACUUGUGCACAGAUCUCGGAGGCCGCAAGACACUGUAUUCGUCGUGCUUCUUCUCGAAGGAGGAAUUCUACCGUCUCUAUAACGGCAAAUUCUAUGAGCGUGUCAAACAGAAAUAUGACCCUGAUACUCGCUGCAGAGGCUGGUAUGAUCGCCUGACAAAAGCUUAAAUAUCUGUUGGUGAGUGCUAGGCAUGUGCGGCUUUAGGUGUGUGGCGGCUCGAGAUAUAGGAGUGUGGCGCCAUUCGCGUUUUGAAGCCUGCUCUUGUGGCUUGCUGUCCGCUGAAUCUUCUCCCUCCAAAAACACUAAGUAUGUGCAAAUUCACCCUGACAACUUUGAGGAGGUCGCUGCGUUGUUUUGCGACUUCUAUUUUUUGGGAGUAUGACUGG
Molecule: messenger RNA, 1864 nt
Organism: Prorocentrum cordatum
Lineage: Eukaryota; Dinophyceae; Prorocentrales; Prorocentraceae
Source: the annotation of a GenBank genome assembly